AUAAGUCCCGGUUUACAAUAGGUGAUUUAAAUCUUAAAAACUAAUUAUUCUCAUCAUUUAACUGUGAUUGAUCAAUUUUUAAAGCUUAAUGCUUAAAUCAUGUAUUAAAUCAUGUAUAUGUAGACCGAGACUAAAGCGAACGCAGCCAGAAUGAUGCUUUCAGCACGAAAGCGUGUAAGACGAACUUAGCCUAUAUGUUGUUUGAGCAGAAUCUAACACUACGAACGCCUCGGAGCGCCAUGUAGACCAAUCGCAAUCUCUCUUUACGCGUUGCAAAACGUUUGGAUUCCCUUUCAUUAAACUUUCAUAUAUCGCAAAUACACUUGGUGUGAGACGCGCUGUCGCAUCGUUUGAUUUCAUAUAUGCGAAAAAAAUCGGAAACUGAAACAGCGAAGUUCUCGGCGGGUAUAGUGUCCAGCCGGUGAAACGAACUCUCAGGAUGAAUGUCGUGCGAAUCAAUUCGAAGAAUGUGAUAUUCCUUCUCAUAGCACUCUUGUCAACCUCCAUUCAAGAGGUUCACAUGGGUUAUGAAAGUAUGGUUAGUUAUGCUUUGAAAGAAGCUAAUGUAAAUUCUACACCAGCCUAUAGUAGUAAAAAGGAGGAAUUGGCAAACAUGUGUCCAACUGGGACAUCUUGCACAGAAUUGAGUAGUGAAUGUUUAAGAUGUAGUUUAAAUUAUAAUUGUAUAUAUGGUGCAAUGUAUGUUGCUAAUUGUACUGUGCUGGAACAUAUUGAUUGUAUAGGAGAACAGUCCUUUCAGAAAAAAUAUAUGUGUCGUUAUUGUUACCAAACUGAUCAUUGGGAACAUCAAUGUCAGCAGAAAAAUUCUUGUAGCUCAGUGGCAUCUCCACAGCAAUAUUACAGAACAAAUUGUACAGUAAAUGAUGAUAUUCUGUGUUUGGGAAAACGGAAGUUUAUGAAAAACUUGCAAUGUAAUUGGACAGUUGGCUAUAGAUGGUCCACAGCUCUAAUUCUGAGCAUCACUCUUGGUGGAUUUGGAGCAGACAGGUUUUACUUGGGACAUUGGCAAGAAGGAAUUGGAAAGCUCUUCAGUUUUGGUGGAUUGGGUGUAUGGACCUUAAUCGACGUGAUAUUAAUUUCUAUGAGAUAUUUGGGGCCUGCUGAUGGUUCUUUAUACAUUUAGAUUCAUUUUUAUAAAUGGUAUUAUAUUAAUGUGUUCAAUUCUUUUUAUUCUAAUUUAUUGUGCUAUUGCUAAAUGAUGAAUGUAUGUAAUAUUUAUUAGUUGUAAGCAAAUUGAAUAUAAGAACACACAAUGUGAUAUGUACAUACAUAUAUAUAUAUAAAUGUUACAUAUAGAUAUGAAGUCUUUUAUGAAAACAGA
Molecule: messenger RNA, 1342 nt
Organism: Odontomachus brunneus
Lineage: Eukaryota; Metazoa; Arthropoda; Insecta; Hymenoptera; Formicidae
Gene: amx
Product: TM2 domain-containing protein almondex
Exons: 6
Coding region: 440-1144 (234 amino acids)
Source: RefSeq, a predicted model, not a curated record